AUUAUAGCAUUUUUAUUCUGGUGUUCAGAUCGAUUGUAGUGUUUUGACAGAAUGUUUUUCUCUUAAAGAAUUGAUAGGUUUAUUCGGAAUUGUCUAAUAUAUUUGACUUAGAAACCUGUAGUAAUAUGCAGUGGAUUAAGAUCAAGUGCACGUAGUUUAUUUUACUAAUGUUGUUAUACAAAAUUUUCUUCUAAUAUGGGAACUUCGAAGAGUAUUCCAAUGGUUAGUCAACCACGCGACAAAAUUGUUAUCGUUACAGGUUCAAAUUCAGGUGUUGGAUAUGAAACUGCCAAAUUUAUAGCAAUGAUGGGAGCCCAUGUUGUUUUAGCAUGUAGAUCAGAAGAAAAGGCUAGAGAUGCAAUGAGAAGAAUGAAUGACGAAUUUCAAACAGAAAAACAAUUACGGAUAGACAAUGUAAUAACCGAUGAUGAGUUAGAUAUAGAAUUUAUGAAACUAGAUUUAGCAUCUCUGAAGUCAACCAAAGCAUUUAUAGACAAUUUCAAAGCAAAACAUAAAAAGUUGAAUUUGCUGAUAUGUAAUGCCGGAAUUUAUUCUCCACAUCAAGUCACAACAGAAGAUAAUUUAGAUUUGACUUAUCAGGUUAAUUAUUUAUCCCAUUUCCUCAUUGUUGCGCAUCUUCUUCCUAUUAUGAAAGUCUCUGGAAACGACUGUCGUAUUAUACUUGUAUCUGGUGAGGCUCACAAAAAAGCUAAAGGCUUCGAUCCUGACUAUGCCGCUGGGAAAAUUCCUCAUCAUUACGAUGGUUAUAGAAUGUUUGCAAAAACAAAAUUAUAUCAAAUUAUGCAAAUGUAUUCUAUAGACAAAGUGAUAGAGAAGACAUCAAUUGAAAUUUGUUGCGUUCAUCCGGGUUCUUUAGUAAAUACUAAAUUCUGGGAAGAGGAAGAUAGCUGUGCUUUUUGUUGUCUGAAAUGCUGCUAUACCUGCUUGUGCCAAGUGAAGGCACCUCAUGAUGGAGCCGCAACCUCUAUUUAUGCUGCAAUUACUCCUGAUUUAGAAGGGAUAAGUAGAGCAUAUUAUACACAGUCAAAAUCAGCUCCAAGAUGGCCAAGUUCUGAUUCCAGGAGCGAAGAUAUGCAAACCUAUUUGUUUGAAUCAACAAAAGAACUUUUAAAAUCUUAUCUCACAUCAGAUAUUUUGCGAGAACUAGAACUUACGCCAAAAAUUACAAAAACAGAACAUUAAAAUAUUAAUAAAUAGUCAUCCUCCUAACUUUAAAGGUUCUUUCAUAUUAAAUAAUCCUGACUUUUAUUUGAAUGCCCUGUGAUAACUGCUCAGUGUAUUAUUCUAUCAUGAUUAUUGCCCUUUGUUUCUUUGUACAGUAUCGUUAAUUAAACGUGACAAUAGAUUAGCCAAAAACUCCAAAAUAAAGCAAACAAUAUCCACUGUC
Messenger RNA from Mytilus californianus (California mussel), 1408 nucleotides. RefSeq names its product WW domain-containing oxidoreductase-like. The record is from RefSeq and is a predicted model, not a curated record. The transcript has 8 exons. Bases 196 to 1203 code for a protein of 335 amino acids. Lineage: Eukaryota; Metazoa; Mollusca; Bivalvia; Mytilida; Mytilidae.